Molecule: messenger RNA, 1379 nt
Organism: Aptenodytes forsteri (emperor penguin)
Lineage: Eukaryota; Metazoa; Chordata; Aves; Sphenisciformes; Spheniscidae
Gene: LRRC39
Product: leucine rich repeat containing 39
Exons: 10
Coding region: 341-1360 (339 amino acids)
Molecular function (GO): protein binding
Source: RefSeq, a predicted model, not a curated record
UCUAUUCUCAGCAUAGGUUAAAAUUAGAACUAGACUGACGCUGCGCUGGAGUCUGAGUGAGAGUUCUAAAUGGUUUUGGUAGUACAGACAAGAUUUGUAAUUUAUCUCUGCUCUUGCCCAGAAAGCAAUGAGCCACAGAAAAUCCUUAGAAACACCAAAUAAUUGAGGAAAACGUGUAUUAAUUAUCUCACUAAGGAAUAGAUGACUUCAAAACUUUGGGCUGAAUUUUUUUUUUUAAUGUGGAUCGUGACACUCAGCAGGGCUACAAGAAGAUUCAAAGAGAGAUCUGAAGAAUUUAAAAAGCCUUUUCUUAAAGACUGAAUCUGAACAUGUAAAGAUCAUGACUGAAACUGCAGUUUGUGUCGGAACAUUCACUGCUGUGAAGACACUUUGGGAAGUGAGAAUACACAAGAUAAAUGAAGAAUUACAGAAAGAAAAGGAAUUCAGAGAGAGGUCUGCAGGAAGGCUACUACUUGUCUGGGAGGAGAGAGCUGCUUUAGCAAAGCUCAAAGAAAAAGUUAUUAACAAAGAUGGAAGAGCAAUUUUGAGGAUAGAGGAAGAAGAAUGGAAGACACUACCUUCGUGCUUACUGAAACUAGUCCAUCUCCAGGAAUGGCAGCUUCACAGAACUAGUUUGCAGAAAAUUCCUCAGUUCAUUGGAAGAUUUCACAAUCUUGUUGUUCUGGAUCUAUCCCGGAACUCAAUUGAAAGUGUACCUAAAGAAAUUGGCCAGCUGACUAGCCUCCAAGAGCUGCUUCUCAGUUACAACAGAAUAAAGUCUGUUCCUAAGGAAAUAAGUAACUGUGUCAGUCUGGAAAGAUUGGAACUGGCUGUCAACAGGAGUAUCUGUGAUCUUCCUCCUCAGCUCAGUGAUUUAAAGAAGCUUUCACACAUAGAUUUGUGCAUGAAUCAGUUUACUACCAUCCCUUCAGCUCUUCUCAACAUGCCAAAUCUAGAAUGGUUAGAUAUGGGGGGAAAUAAACUCCAGGAGCUUCCUGAUGCAAUUGACAGAAUGGAAAAUCUCCACGCUUUAUGGCUCCAAAGGAAUGAGAUAAACUCUUUGCCAGAAACCAUUAGCAAUAUGAAAAAUCUUAGUACUCUUGUUCUUAGCAACAACAAACUUAAGGAUAUCCCAGCUUGUAUGAAGGACAUGACAAAUCAGAGAUUUGUCAACUUCAGAGACAACCCACUGGAGUUGAAGGUAACACUCCCUCCAUGUGAGAACACAGAAGAGGAGGAGCAACAGGAAAUGUUCGGCAUUGAAUUCAUGCACAUGUAUAUCCAGGAGUCACUCAAGAAAACAGGAAAUCUGGAAAGUUGUACUUCUGGUCCUUCUCCUAUCAUAAAUGCUAAUGAAUAAAGAAUGUAACUGUGAAUGG